GCGCGCCUUCCCUCCUGCGCUCGCCAGCCUUUCCUGCCUCUUAGAACCUUCCUGCGGUCGUGGUCGCAUCUCGCUGCUGCAUCCUCCGGGGCCACGUUCCAUCCUUUCAGCCUGAGACCAGCCCAGAAAGAAAAAUAAUUAUCUUUUCUUGCUCGGUACCUAUCUUAAAGCCAUGAGGGAAAUCGUGCACAUCCAGGCCGGACAGUGUGGCAACCAGAUCGGUGCUAAGUUCUGGGAGGUGAUAAGCGAUGAACACGGCAUCGACCCCACCGGUACCUACCACGGAGACAGCGACCUGCAGCUGGACCGAAUCUCCGUCUACUACAAUGAAGCCACAGGUGGCAAGUAUGUCCCUCGAGCUAUCUUGGUGGAUCUAGAACCCGGGACCAUGGACUCCGUUCGAUCAGGUCCUUUUGGCCAGAUCUUCAGACCAGACAACUUUGUUUUUGGUCAGUCUGGGGCAGGCAACAACUGGGCUAAGGGUCACUACACAGAGGGAGCUGAGCUGGUCGACUCCGUUCUGGAUGUGGUGCGGAAGGAGGCAGAGAGCUGUGACUGCCUGCAGGGCUUUCAGCUGACCCACUCUCUGGGUGGAGGCACGGGCUCUGGCAUGGGCACCCUGCUCAUCAGCAAGAUCCGAGAAGAGUACCCUGACCGGAUCAUGAACACCUUCAGUGUGGUACCUUCACCCAAAGUGUCCGACACCGUGGUCGAGCCCUACAACGCCACCCUCUCCGUCCAUCAGCUGGUCGAAAACACUGAUGAGACCUACUGCAUUGACAACGAGGCCCUCUAUGACAUCUGCUUCCGUACCCUCAAGCUCACCACGCCAACCUACGGAGACCUAAACCACCUCGUCUCCGCCACCAUGAGCGGUGUCACCACCUGCCUCCGCUUCCCGGGCCAGCUCAAUGCUGACCUCCGAAAGUUGGCCGUCAACAUGGUGCCCUUCCCGCGUCUUCACUUCUUCAUGCCCGGCUUUGCCCCGCUCACCAGCCGUGGAAGCCAGCAGUACCGGGCCCUCACUGUGCCUGAACUUACCCAGCAGGUCUUCGAUGCCAAGAAUAUGAUGGCUGCUUGCGACCCCCGCCACGGCCGAUACCUCACCGUUGCAGCUGUCUUCCGCGGGAGGAUGUCCAUGAAGGAGGUAGAUGAGCAAAUGCUCAACGUGCAGAAUAAGAAUAGCAGCUACUUUGUGGAAUGGAUCCCCAACAAUGUCAAGACGGCGGUCUGUGACAUCCCACCCCGCGGCCUCAAGAUGGCAGUCACCUUCAUCGGAAACAGCACGGCCAUCCAGGAGCUCUUCAAGCGCAUCUCGGAGCAGUUCACAGCCAUGUUCCGCCGGAAGGCUUUCCUCCACUGGUACACAGGUGAGGGCAUGGACGAGAUGGAGUUCACCGAAGCCGAGAGCAACAUGAAUGACCUCGUCUCCGAGUACCAGCAGUACCAGGAUGCCACUGCGGAAGAGGAGGAGGAUUUCGGGGAGGAGGCAGAAGAAGAGGCCUAAGGCAGAGAGCCCCGCAUCACCUCAGGCUGCUUGCUUCCCUCAGCUUUCUUCAGCUGCCCAUUUUUCUCCUUCAGAGUUUUCUUUCUGCUGCCUCUGUCCUGUUUUUUCGUUUUUUUUUCACUGGGGCGGGUGGGGGGAAGUGAACGGUGCCUGGCACACAGUAGGCGCUCAAUAAAUAUUUGUUUGUGGAAUGUCUCCUUUCUCUUUUUCCACUCUGACAAACCUACACUUCUGCCAUUCUGAGUGUUGCCCUGUUUUCCUUCUGGUACCCAUUUCUCAUGACUGUCAAUGUUUCCAUUAUAUUCCCCAGGAACCUGAUUUCUGCUCCAGAGUCCGCCUAGAACAAGUCCAUUACUAAAGACCCAGAUAGUGGCCACCAUCCUAAAGCUAAGGAGAUCAGGAAGGGAAGGGUGCCAGGUUGAGGUCACUGGGAAGAGAGGGGCGGGUUUUCCAGUCAAGGCCAUUUCCACAGGGGAAUCCACUGAGGCUUUUUCAAUUGACAGGUUUUUCUCUGCCUCAUCUCUCAGCCUCAGGGGAAGGAUUAACAGUAUUAUCUCCAUUUAUAACCUCCAGCUGUCCUGAGCCAAAUCUGCCGUUGGAGGUGUCUUCCCUGUAUUCCUUCUUUCUCUAAGGUGGGAGUGGAGCAGAGCCUUGGUCUCUGGCUGUCCAGAAACCGCCCCGUCCAUUGACCUCCAAAUCUGGAAAGGUGUGCUGCCACCGGGGUGUCUGGGACCUGUCUCUGCUUCUGCCGUUUUCUUCCUGGUUUGGUCCUACCCUUCUUUUUUGUGUUGAACUUGGCUGCUUUUUUUUUUCAUAUUGAAAAGAUGACAUUGCCCCAAGAACCGACAAAUAAAUGGGAGUUGGAAAAAAGG
Messenger RNA from Microtus ochrogaster (prairie vole), 2379 nucleotides. It is a transcript of the gene Tubb, whose product is annotated as tubulin beta class I. Gene Ontology annotation, biological process: microtubule-based process. The record is from RefSeq and is a predicted model, not a curated record. Lineage: Eukaryota; Metazoa; Chordata; Mammalia; Rodentia; Cricetidae. Gene Ontology annotation, molecular function: structural constituent of cytoskeleton; GTP binding; GTPase activity. Gene Ontology annotation, cellular component: microtubule.